Macrosiphum euphorbiae (potato aphid) is the source of this 693-nucleotide messenger RNA. Lineage: Eukaryota; Metazoa; Arthropoda; Insecta; Hemiptera; Aphididae. The record is from the annotation of a GenBank genome assembly.
AUGGUUCCUCAAGGUCAACAUAGAGGUAGAUUUAAUGCACCAUCUCAAGUAAAAAUGGCUGUAGUAAUGAUUGGAGAAGAAUAUGGAAAUCGCGAUAUAAUUUUAUCUAGAAAAGACGAAAAGUUACAACGAAUAAGUGAAACUCAUAGGUCUUAUGAUUCUCUAGAAUAUCCACUGAUAUUUCUACACGGUGAAGAUGGUUAUGCUAUUGAUAUUUUGUCAUUUAAUGUUAAUUUAAAUGAAUACAAUAGUCAUAAAACUGUUUCUUCAAAACAUUAUAGACUGAUGGUGAGGCAUCAGGCAUCAUAUCUACAAUAUCAUUUACAUAAUUAUAGAAAACUUAUUAAUAAAUAUUGGGUUGAUAUGUAUGCCAAAAUAGAAUCAGAACGGCUUUUAUUUAUACGGAAUAACCAAUCAAAAUUAAGAGCGGAAGAUUAUAUUCAUUUACGUGAUGCUAUAGAAAAUGAUGGUCAAGUGAAUGACAUUGGACAACUUUUUAUUUUACCUUCUUCAUUUACAGGAGGUCCAAGAUACAUGCACGAAAAAACUAUGGAUGCCAUGACUUACGUUCGGAAUAACACCAAACUUCCACUAUCAAUCAACGAAAAUAAAAUAUCAGAAAUAAAGGUAAAACAGUUUUUCGACAUUUACCAAAAAUCACUGCGUUUGGAGAUUGCUGAAUUUGCUACGUAA